This is a messenger RNA of Coniophora puteana RWD-64-598 SS2, 1269 nucleotides long. RefSeq lists its product as uncharacterized. Lineage: Eukaryota; Fungi; Basidiomycota; Agaricomycetes; Boletales; Coniophoraceae. The coding region runs from base 1 to 1269 and encodes 422 amino acids. The record is from RefSeq and is a predicted model, not a curated record. The transcript has 2 exons.
AUGGAUCAUCUCUUAGACGUCAUUGAACCAGAAGUCACCUCAUCUCCGACACUACCACCAGAGCUGUGGAUGCAAAUAUUUGACAUCUCGACAUUCGUCAACGAUGUGUUCGUGCCAGAGAUCUACGACUAUACGUCGGCCUAUUAUCCCGUUCACCCCCCGGAGGACGUCCCAUUCAAGUUGCCCUUGGAAGUGUCUCUUUUGACUCGCCGGUCCCUCCCCUUAGUCUCUAAAUCAUGGUACAAGCUUUCGAUACGCUUCCUCUACAAGUCGCUGCGUGUCUACAGUACCUCGACCUUCAGGUCGCUGGCGGCAACUCUGCAAAAGUCGAAGGAUCAUCCGACGUUCAUCGAUACCGCGCUUGGACUUUUCGUCCAUCGUCUAGACGUCGAAUUCCCAGAUCGGCACGAGCUAGGGGAGAGAGGUACUGUGGCCGAUAUCUCCUUCGUCUUUGAGAUUCUUUCCCAGAUCAUCCGCUUCUCCCCCAACCUCUCCAUCGUCGAUUUCAGGACAACAUCAGUGAAACUUGUGGAUCACGUCGUUCCAAAUUGCAUUGUUGAUGCUCUGUGUUCCCAUGGAGCCUCACUCAGAGUCGUGGACCUGUCUUCGUUUCUCAUGAGAACCUCUCCUUCUCAAAUCAAAGCACUAUGCAGCGCGACACCCCAUCUUCGUUCGUUAUCCUUACAUACGUGGGCAGGAGAACCUCGAGCAUUGACGGCUGAGGCCGCAACACUUCCGCCGAUGCCUUACCUCACGAAUUUCGCCUUCGCCUUUGGUGGCGAAGGGGCCGACCUCAUCAUGCCACGUAAAAACUUCCCCUCGCUCCGUCACUUGUACUGCGGAUGUUGCAGAAGCUGGGAGACUAAAUGGGAGACCCUUCUCCAGAUUUUCGGUUCCCAACUCACGUCCGUCCAAAUGGGGACGAAUACGUUCUUCUUCAUUGAUCUCGUCGGUGAAAUGCAGUGCCUUAUGUCUCUCUGUCCCCGCCUAGAACGUCUUACGCUAAACCUCCCGGGCAUGUGCAAACUUCCCCUGGUCGAGCUCCCAGCGAUCCGUAUUUCAGCAAUCAGACCUCCUACACUGGAGGACCAGAACUAUUCCUCCUUUUGGCCCUCACUUGACGCCCUGUACCAACACAACCAGUCAAUCCAGUCUAUCGAGUUCGUUGUUCACCCGGACAGCAAACACGGCAGAAAAGUAGCCGAAGCGAUUGAGAGAUAUCCUCAUGUCCCUAUCGUGAACCGCUGGAACGACUUGUUUCCACCGUAA